AUGGGGAGAGGGGACAUCCAACUGUCAGGCCUCUUCCAGGAAGGAAACCGAAGCCUGAAAAAYCAAGUGGAAAGGCCAACUGUUCCGCGAAGGGACGUGCUGCUCCGGGAGCGAAACGGCGCCGGUGGGAGCGAUCUCACGUCGAAUCGGGAGAUGGAGGUUGCUGGUGACUCUGUCCCACUGGGAAUCGGUUUCCUCCCCUCCCUUCCCAGUGCCUCCCAGUUCCCAUGGCACGACUUGGACUGUGGUGGCAGUUUGGGUACUUCUUGCACACUGAAAGCCUGUUUUCUGAGUCUAUUACCUUCGCCAACACAGAUUACAAUAACAGCUGAAGAUUUUAAGACUGUCGUGCACUGGCAAUACCCAGCUGUUUCUGAAACUGCUCGUUUUACAGUAGAAAUCAAACCUUACAACCGUGGUGCUUAUAAGACUGUCUUGACUUGUGUGAACAUCUCGGCUCACUUUUGUGAUCUCUCAGGGGAAAUAGAAGACCCCUUUUCCUCCCAUUGGCUUCGAGUUAAAGCUGCUGUUGAGUCGGAACAGUCCGAGUAUGCUGAGUCAAGCGAGUUUGUUUUGCAACAGCAGGUAAAAAUAGGACCACCUGUAUUGCAUCUGUUAAGGCAAGAUGACAAAAUCAUCGUUGAUAUUUACCAUCCUCAAUUUCCAUCUGAGGAGAUUUGUCCUUGGAUCACAGAUGUUUAUUCAGAUGUCAGAUACACAGUGACCUUUGAGGACAGUAAAAAUCAGAGUAAAAAGGAGCUCCGUGCAGACGAUUGUAAUAUAAAGAAAUGUAGCCUAGACAUCCCAAUCUCUUCUGAAGGUUACGUAUACUGUGUUUCGGCGAAGGGAAGUUUUUAUGAUGAUCUGAUACUUGGCGCCUGGUCAGAAGAAAGCUGCAUUCCUGUUCCUCUCAAGCAGACUUUGAGCUCAAAAAAUAUUGUAGUUGUGGUUGGUGUUAUUCUGAUCUUUGGUCUGUUUUUGAGUACGCUUUAUGGCUAUAAGAAAUUAAGGAAGAAGAACAUAAAGCUGCCUAAAUCUUUGGUCAGUGUGAUAAGAAACCUAAACACAAGCAAAUUUCUAGAAACAAAACCAGAGACAAAAUGCAACUCUGUGGUAAGUCUCAUGCCAGACGAGCCAGCGUUGCCAGCUGACGAAGAAGUGCACUCGCUGAAGGUAGAGCAAAAUGAAGGAAUUACUAAUACUCAGAAUUCCAGUGAAGGAGCAUCUUCUGUUCUYCUGUCAGAGGGACAAGGCAACUCAGGAGAGGUUUCGGUGCAGGAAAGCACUGGGGAAGUAUCCUGUGAUGAUGAACAAAAUCAUAAAGGGAGAGAGAGUUAYUUCCCUUCUGACAAUAACCAGACAGAGAUCUGCAGUAACUGUUCAGAUGCAGAGGUUUCUACCAAAGAAGUGCAACAAACAGUUCAUCCAAGCAGCACGCUCAAGUUCUCGGGCUAUGACAAACCUCAUGUGCCAUUAGAUAUGUUGAUAGAUGUUGGUGAAGAACGGCCUGUGGUUGCAUACAGGCCCACCGAGCAACCAGGAUAGCUGCAGUAUUGAACCAGAAGUCAUGAAGAACAGCAUUACUGAACAACAUGGAAAGUAUURAUCAUAUUAUGAACAUCUAAAAGCUCUAAAAUAUCCUCCUGAUCCAAACAGAAGAACCAUCAGAAGAAGAAUUUACUGUGAUGGGUUUCUGAAAUGCAACUGAGGGUAGUACCUGAGGGCAACUUUAAAAAGUGGAAAAAAACUUCACAACCUGUCACUUCCGGAAGUGUUUGUGUAUAUGGUAUAGAGUAAGACAGGAAGUAAUAAGCUCAUUUCUGUGGAAAACAUAUUUGCUG
Messenger RNA from Nothoprocta perdicaria, 1841 nucleotides. RefSeq names its product interferon gamma receptor 1 (gene IFNGR1). Lineage: Eukaryota; Metazoa; Chordata; Aves; Tinamiformes; Tinamidae. Gene Ontology annotation, molecular function: cytokine binding; cytokine receptor activity. The coding region runs from base 1 to 1545 and encodes 514 amino acids. The transcript has 9 exons. Gene Ontology annotation, cellular component: membrane. The record is from RefSeq and is a predicted model, not a curated record.